GACCACUGUUUUGGCAGUUUGAGCUGUAAGGCGGAAGGAAGGAGAAAAGAGAUCCUCUCGUUUUGGAAGCGGAAUGGCGUCGCCAAUUUGUUCAUCAGUCACCAUUGGCGGAUCCGACUCUUGCACUGAGGACAGCAACAGUGAUGUCUCUCCGGACAUUGAUGUCGACAUCGACCAGCAUAGCUGUUCUUCUUCGAGCAAAUCCUUCAGCUCGAAGAAGAAGACAAGAGGUCGGGUGAAGAUCGGAAUAAAACUCAUCGAUCAGAAGCAGAAGCGCAGCGCCACGUUUCACAAGCGAAAGAGUGGAUUGAUGAAGAAGGGCUUUGAGUUGAGUGUACUAACCGGAGCUGAGGUGUUAGUGCUGGCAGCAUGGGGCGACUCCGUCUUCUCCUACAGUACAAAGAAACUGCAGCGUGUUCUGACGUCACAGACCGGUCAGGAGCUGAUACAUCACUGUUUGAAGACACCCGUCGACGACGUGGCCGAGGAGGAGGUGGCCCUGCGCUGGAAUCCAGAGGGUUACAUCGUCAGAGAGUUGACCAUACCGAAGGGCGAAAAACGAAAGCGACAGGCAAACGAUUCUGAUUCCUCAGAGCCUAGUUCAAAGCGUGAAGUUGGUGGUCCAUCUAAGUCUUUCGGGGCACCAUCAAUUAUGCAUCAUCAGAACUCCAGUCACCUGGAAGGAAAAUUGCACAGUCAGCUGAUGCAGCCAUCGUUCCCGAGUCUGGAAAUGUCCCCGGUGGUGCUACACGGUCUCAAUCCAAAUGCCACUGUCAUGAGUGUGGCCAACGGACAAACAACCUCAUCUGCAAGCCUUCACCAGCAGCAACAGCAACAGCAGCAGCAACUACAGCAGCAGCACAGACAGCAACAGCUACUAUUGCAACAGCAGCUCAUGCAGCAACAAGAGCAACAGCAACAGCAGCAACAACAACAGCCACAACAGCAGCAGCAAGGGCACCAGCAGCUUCAGAAGUUGCAUCAGCAGCUUCAGCAGACUCCCAAGCAACCCCUGAAGCAGGAGGAACAGAAUUACCAACAAAAUCAAGAUGUGCUCUCCAAGUCUCCCAAUGACAAUCACCAGUCUACGCCCAGUUCUACUGCAUCCACAAGCAUCAGUGCACUUGACUCUCAUCCUGCGCGGCCCACUAUGAUACCACUAGCUGGAGACACCAUGAGCAGCUCGUAUCUUGUGCCACAAGCCAGAUCCAGUGCCUUGGGCCAGCAGUCGCAAACACAGCAGCAAGUGACGGCACAGCAGCAGCAGGCAUUAGGCUCCAUGCUGUCGCCGUCAUUGUCGCAGCUAUCGGCUUUUCCAUCCUCACAGUACUUGACUGGUGACACCACACUGGCCACAUCGCUUGCACAGCGUGACGAUCCCAAUAGCAACAUGCCCGUCAUUCUCCAACCGCAGAAUCAUACGUUUGUCUCCGGUCAACCGGUCGGCGCAGGCAAUAACGCACAGUAUGUCAAGUCCAAUCUGCUCAACAGCCUUGCAAUGUUCAGUGCCUACCAGCCACAGCCAGCUAAUCGCUUCGUUUACGUCCAGCAACCACAGCAACUUCAGCAACAACAGCAGCAAAAAGCACAGCAGCAGCCAUCACCAGUGAAGCAAACACAGCAACAGCAGCCACAGCUGAACCCAACUUCUGGGCUUUCACCUUUGACCAAACCCAAUACCACUACAAUUGAGCAUGUCCAAGUUGCUUCGCCGCCAAACAAGGUACUGGAUCAAGCGAUAUCUGCAGGCUCGACUACGAUCCACAACGAGAAUGGCUUCCCUCCUAUGAUCCCAGCCAUUGGUGUGUGAGCACUGCUGCAUGUGUUUGACUGGUUGUUGCAAAGGGCUGUGCUGAGAAGUGAUGUGUCACUCAACCAAUGCUGCGCCGCUCUAGCAAUGCUACUCGCCUCUAGCAAUGCUACUCGGGUCUAGUAAUGCUACUCGCCUCUAGCAAUGCUACUCGGCUCUAGCAAUGCAGUUGGUGUACCCAGCUGCAUGAUGUUACUCCCUUUCGUCUCUUGACUUUCUUGCGUGUGUGCGUGAGUGUAUGCACUCAUGUCUGUAGGCAUUUGCACUGCCAUUGACAAAUGCAUGUAUGUAUUUAUGUAUGUAUGUGUGGACACCGUAUUACGUUGUGUAUUCUCCCUCUCCUCACUUCACUGCUCCUGUCCUCACCUAGUCACAAGUCAACAUCUUGCCCCCCCCCCUCUCCACCCCCCU
This is a messenger RNA of Sycon ciliatum, 2221 nucleotides long. RefSeq lists its product as uncharacterized. The record is from RefSeq and is a predicted model, not a curated record. The transcript is spliced from 4 exons. Gene Ontology annotation, molecular function: DNA-binding transcription factor activity, RNA polymerase II-specific; cis-regulatory region sequence-specific DNA binding; protein dimerization activity. NCBI's taxonomy places the organism in Eukaryota, Metazoa, Porifera, Calcarea, Leucosolenida, Sycettidae. The coding region runs from base 74 to 1810 and encodes 578 amino acids. Gene Ontology annotation, biological process: positive regulation of transcription by RNA polymerase II.